Sardina pilchardus (European sardine) is the source of this 1968-nucleotide messenger RNA. It is a transcript of the gene amdhd1, whose product is annotated as amidohydrolase domain containing 1. Gene Ontology annotation, molecular function: imidazolonepropionase activity. Gene Ontology annotation, cellular component: cytoplasm. Bases 125 to 1426 code for a protein of 433 amino acids. The record is from RefSeq and is a predicted model, not a curated record. NCBI's taxonomy places the organism in Eukaryota, Metazoa, Chordata, Actinopteri, Clupeiformes, Clupeidae. The transcript is spliced from 9 exons.
GCCUGGACGCGUGUAUCUGGACUUCUCUGUGUCUGCGUGCGUCUGCGUGUGUCUGGACUUCUCUGUGUCUGCGUGUGUCUGGAUUUCUCUCCCUCUCGGUCUGUCCAUCUCCCAAAAGUCCAGAAUGUCCACAAGUGACUUCAGGCUGCUGGUGAAGAACGCUCGGCAGGUGGUGUGUGUGUGCAGCGAGGGCCAGAGCUUCCUCCUCAAGCACCAGACACAGAACCUGGCCGUCAUGGAGAACGCAAGUCUGGUCAUCGGGCAUGAUGGUCUGGUGAAGGCAGUGGGCGGAGCUAAGGAGAUUGACGAGCGAUUUCAUGGCUCCUCCUUUGAGAGCGUUCUGGACGUAUCAGGCCUGUGUGUCAUCCCUGGACUGGUGGAUGCACACACACACCCCGUCUGGGCUGGAGACAGAGUCCAUGAGUUCAGCAUGAAGCUGGCGGGCGCGAGCUACAUGGAGGUGCACGGUGCGGGGGGGGGGAUCCACUUCACGGUGGAGGCGACGCGGCGCGCGUGUGAGAGCAGCCUGCAGGAGGCGCUGAUGAGUCGACUGACCCGCAUGCUGCGCGCCGGAACCACGCUGGUGGAGUGCAAGAGCGGCUACGGCCUCGACACACACACCGAGCUCGCCAUGCUGCGCGCCAUCACACACGCGCGACACACACACCCCGUCGCCAUCUCCGCCACCUACUGCGGAGCUCACGCUGUGCCCAGAGGUAAGACUCAGGAGGAGGCGCUGCGUGACGUGCUGGAAGAGCAGCUGCCGCGGCUGCAGGAGUGUGUGUCGCGCGGCGAGGUGUGUGUGGACAACAUCGACGUCUUCUGUGAGAAGGGCGUGUUCGAGCUGGACGCGUCGCGCAAGAUCCUCACCGCCGGCCGUCGCAUGGGACUCAACAUCAACUUCCACGGAGACGAACUGCACCCCAUGAAAGCAGCGGAGAUGGGGGCGGAGCUUGGAGCGCUGGCUAUCAGUCAUCUGGAGGAAGUGUCUGAUGAGGGCAUCGCUGCUAUGGCAACGGCAAAAACUGCCGCUGUGCUUCUGCCAACCACUGCUUACAUCCUGAGGCUGAAGCAGCCGAGGGCUCGGGAUAUGCUGGACGCUGGAGUCAUUGUGGCGCUGGGCAGCGAUUUUAACCCCAACGCCUACUGCUGCUCCAUGCCUCUGGUAAUGCACCUGGCGUGUGUGAACAUGCAUCUGUCUCUAAAUGAAGCUCUUGCUGCUGCUACCAUCAAUGCAGCGUACGCUUUGGGCUGCUCACACACACACGGCUCCCUGGAGCCAGGCAAGCAAGGAGACCUGCUCGUCAUCAACUCUCCCAGGUGGGAGCAUCUGAUCUAUCAGCUUGGUGGUCAUCAGGAGCUCAUCAAACAUGUCAUCAUCAAAGGGCACAUUGCCCAUGACAACAAGGACACACUUGGCCUCUAAACACACACACACACACACGUCACAGCAGCUACAAACACACACACACGCCACAGCAGCUACAAACACACACACACACACACACACACGCCACAGCAGCUACAAACACACACACACACACACACACACAUGCCACAGCAGCAACCCCUAGCCCCCCGAUCACUCUCCUUGAAGAUCCAUCUUCUCCUGGGAUUCAUCUUUGGCUUCUUCCUGCCCUCUGCCUCCAUGGAGCUUUCAGGUCCUCUUUCAGGUCCUCUUCUGGCAGAGCUGGGAACGAACCCACAGCGGAUGGUGAGCGGAUGGUAAGCGGAUGGAUGGUAAUCCCAGAGGCUACCACUGCCCCAAUGGCUCGCCCGUCUGCUUCUAUUUCCCAUCCUCAGAGAUAUCAAGUGAUGCCUACAAAGGCUGGUUAGAGGAACAGUAUCUACUAGAAACGCAUCCCUGCUGAAAAAAACAGCAUGACCAGCUUAAGGUGGUUUGCUGGCUGACCAGCUUGUUAACCAGCUUGUUUGACCGCCCUAUGAUGGUUAACCAGCUAGACCAGC